Molecule: messenger RNA, 2996 nt
Organism: Cololabis saira (Pacific saury)
Lineage: Eukaryota; Metazoa; Chordata; Actinopteri; Beloniformes; Belonidae
Gene: slc7a1a
Product: solute carrier family 7 member 1a
Exons: 14
Coding region: 308-2260 (650 amino acids)
Biological process (GO): amino acid transport; transmembrane transport
Cellular component (GO): plasma membrane
Molecular function (GO): amino acid transmembrane transporter activity
Source: RefSeq, a predicted model, not a curated record
CUCUGCAACUCUCCGCGCGUCCUGCAGCUGCGUGGGUUUCCAAGGACUCCAGGAGGAAACUCGUGCGUGGAUCUCCUCUGUUUCACAGAACUCUGGCGGACGAACUCCCUGCAGACCCCACAGCAGCCGCACAGAAAAAUCAACAAACAGGCUUUUUAAGCCUUUUAUCUGCCAUCACUCCUGCGGAGCCGCCGUGUAGAUCAGCAGCUGGAGCCUGGCUGCAGGAUCGUUGAAUUUGGUGGCCCCUCUCGUCCUUCCCUGUGACCUCUGACCCUCGGACGACCGUCUCUCCUCCCCUGCCGUCUCCAUGGCGAUGAAGACGCUCCUGCACUUCGGGAAGUCGUUGCUCCGGGUGAAGGUGGUGGACGGCAGCACCGAGGACUCCCACCUGUCCCGGUGUCUCAACACCUUCGACCUGGUGGCCCUGGGCGUGGGCAGCACCCUGGGGGCCGGCGUGUACGUGCUGGCCGGAGCCGUCGCACGCGACAACUCAGGUCCUGCUAUCGUCCUGUCCUUCCUGAUAGCAGCAUUAGCGUCCGUGUUGGCCGGUCUUUGCUAUGCCGAGUUCGGAGCCCGGGUCCCCAAGACCGGCUCUGCCUAUCUGUACUCCUACGUGACUGUUGGAGAACUCUGGGCCUUCAUCACCGGCUGGAACCUCAUCCUCUCCUACGUCAUCGGAACCUCCAGUGUGGCUCGCGCUUGGAGCGCCACGUUCGACGAGUUGGUCGGGAAGCGCAUAGAGCAUUUCUGCAAAGAGUACAUGUCCAUGAACGCCCCGGGUAUCCUGGCCCAGUACCCCGAUAUGUUUGCUGUCGUCGUCAUCCUGACCCUCACAGGGCUCCUGGCUUUUGGAGUAAAAGAGUCGGCGAUGGUGAACAAGGUUUUCACGUGUAUAAACGUACUCGUGUUGUUGUUCAUGGUGGUCUCCGGUCUGGUCAAAGGAAGUAUGAAGAACUGGCACCUGGACCCGGCCGAGAUCCUACACCUCAAUAAUACAACCAACUCCAGUCACAAUCUGACCGACGUCCUGCCGUCCAAGGAGAGCUUGGGAGAGGGGGGCUUCAUGCCGUUUGGCUUCACGGGCGUCCUCUCAGGAGCUGCCACCUGUUUCUACGCUUUCGUUGGAUUCGACUGCAUCGCCACUACAGGUGAAGAGGUGAAGAACCCUCAGAGAGCCAUUCCCAUCGGCAUCGUGUCGUCGCUGCUGAUCUGCUUCGUGGCGUACUUCGGCGUGUCUGCCGCGCUCACGCUGAUGAUGCCCUACUAUCUCCUGGACAGCAACAGUCCUCUGCCCGUGGCCUUCAAAUACGUGGGCUGGGACGGAGCCAAGUACGCCGUGGCGGUGGGCUCGCUGUGUGCUCUCUCCACCAGUCUGUUGGGCUCCAUGUUCCCCCUGCCCCGUAUCAUCUUUGCCAUGUCGCGGGAUGGCCUGCUCUUCUCCUUCCUGGCCCACGUCAGCGAGAGGAAAGCCCCCGUAACCUCCACUUUCGCUGCCGGGAUUAUGUCUGCAAUCAUGGCGUUUCUGUUCGACCUGAAGGACCUGGUGGACCUGAUGUCUAUCGGGACGCUGCUGGCGUAUACAUUAGUAGCCGCCUGUGUGUUGGUUCUCAGGUACCAGCCUGAGAUGUCCACCGCCGUCUACCAGAGGGCCAAUAGCCAGGAUGAGUCGGACUUGGGCGACAGUAUCAGCGUUCCCAGCAUGGACAUCCUGCCUGGGGUCGAGGAAAGGUUCAGCUUCCAGAGCCUGCUCUCCCCAGAUAACUCCGAGCCAUCAAUACUGUCUGGCUUCAUCGUCAACAUCUGCACCUCUGUCUUGGGGAUACUGAUCCUGGUAUUCAGUGUUUUGGCGGUGCAGGGUAGCAUCACCCCAUGGAUCAUCAUAGCCCUCACCGUUAUCUUCAUGGUGUGUCUAAUCCUCGUCUUCAUCGUCGGGAGGCAGCCUCAGAGCAAGACAAAACUCUCUUUCAAGGUCCCCCUGCUGCCCUUCCUCCCCGUGGUCAGCAUGUUUGUCAAUGUCUACCUGAUGAUGCAGCUGGACCGAGGCACUUGGAUUCGAUUUUCAAUCUGGAUGGCUAUAGGGUUUGUGAUCUACUUCUGCUACGGCAUUCAUCACAGCAACGAGGCGGCUCGGACCCGCUCUUCUCCAGACACGGAGAUGAACGGCCUGAAGCUCGACCACGAAUUAGAAGCCAUGUCCACGGAAAAAGACGCCUUUCUCAACAGUGGCAUCGAUGUCAGGGAAGAAAACGAAGAUUUGUAGAACGGCUCAGCGCGCGCCGCUUCAUGUCACAGGAGUACGCUUGUCAGGAUAGCUCCUACUACUUCUCUGCUGGUACUCCCUUUGGGGAAAGCUAUGAUUUAAAAAAAAAAAAACACAAAAAAACUGUCCCAGUAUUCACAAACUUUGACUCCCCCUUUCUGCUACGGAGUAGAAAGCACACAGCUGCUGAUACGUCUCAUGCAAAAAAGACUUCUGAGGCCAUGUUUGACAUUCUGCGGUGUCACGGUUUUCGCAUGCUGUUACCCCUUUUUGCUUGGCAAUGAAUACGUGGAACAUGUGACGUGGGAGUUCAGAGAAGGAGAGAGACCAUGCUAGGCUUCUUGUCGUGUUGGGUUUUAUUUACGUCUUUGGAGUGUGUCUGGGUUUGAUUACUGGCAGCAGGACUGUGGAUGGAGCUGCCGUCUGGGUGCCAGGAAGUUCUGCCUUUCUUCAGUAUUCCUUUUUAUCUCUUAAAACAUACUAAAACUAUAGAAGGUAUGCAGUGACGUCACUUCCCCACUGGACCAGGCCCCCUGAGUGGCAAAACAUCAGCAGAAAUGGCUGCAACUAGUGGAGAAGACGGGAUAACAGUCGAUUAUGGGCUUAAAAUAAAGGCAGUUGGACUUGACAGUGACCCGUACAGUUACCCCAAGAACCAGUGGUCCAUGGACAUUAAUAUUUGGUACAGUUACCAAGAACCAGUGGUCCAUGGACAUUAAUAUUUGGUACAGUUACC